CCUGAAUUCUAUGCUCUUCUGUUAUGUUAUUCUGUGUGGAAAGUGGAAUGGAAAAUGGCUACUAACGUUUUAAUAGUUUGUGUAUAAAAUUACCUCUUGAUUUUAAUUGCGUUAUCUUAUAAUUAAUCAUGGGAAAAACGAGUCCUCUCAUCGAUCUGCUGGGAAACAUCUUUAGGCACAUAACGGACAUUCAUAGUAUUCUGAAUAACUCGAAUGAACUCAAGAAGGUUUAUGUCAAAACAAAUUUUGAUGAUGCAGACGAAGUAGACAAAUUGAUUAAGGCCGCUAAGGAACUAAUAGACAAUUUAGAGAAAAAAACUACCAAACUUCAUACAUAUUUCAAUACAAACUAUACCAGUUGCAUUAAAGAUCUGAGCACCUCCGGAUGUAAUGGGAAUGCGCCCGCCAAUAAUGAUAGUCGCAAUGUCGAAUCAAAUAAAGAGGCUCCCCAAGAGAACGCUAAUUCUGAAAAUGAAGUGGAUAGUACCGAACCUGCUGAAAGAAACAAAUCCAGUAUUGAAAACGGAAUUGACACAAAUGCUCCGAGUAGUAGUGAUAUUGUGGAUGAUAAUUCCCAGACUGUUAGUAAUAGCUCGAAAGAUAUAACGGCUGACGAACAGCCUGAUUUUACACAAUCCAAAAAUUGCACAGACGCAUCGAAAGUUUUUUUGAAAUGCGUCGAUAUAAGUAAAUUAGUAAAUCCGAGUAUUUUACCGCACCUUACUACGCCAAAAUCUGCAUCUAAAAAGGGAAACGAUCCUGUAUUUAUUAUCCUCGACUCAGAUUCUGAGGAUGAUGCGUCAAAAACUUCCACCAAGAGGAAAAAGAAUGCGGAUAGUAAAGGUAAUGCGAAAGUAAAAGGUAAAAAGGAUAAUUUGUGGAACAACAAAUUUGAAACAAGUUCGAAUGCUGAAAACUCGUGGUCCCAGAAGCGAUCGACCAGAAAUGCGAAAAAGAAAAAGGUAACUUACGUGAUCAGCUCGUCAUCCGAGGUCAGCUCCCUUAGCGAUAUAGUCAGUGACAGCGAAAGCGAUUUGCCAAAAAAAAAGCGGGCGCCGCGAUCCAAACAAGUAUUUCACGAGAAACAAAUAUUAAGCUCGCAGAGCGAUAAGAAAUUUAGUUAUAAAGCGUAUGUACGGUUACAGAGGGUCCCAUGUGAGAAGCUAAAAGAAAAUUAUUUGAAGCAAAGAGAAAGACUUGAAGUAGAAAGAUUGGCAAAUUUAAAUAGCUUGCAAAAACGGUGUCGUUCACCUACGAAUUCUACAGAUUCAGGGAAGAAAACUAAACGGAAUCGAAAAGAAAAGUCCAAGGACGCAGAUGCGUCUAGAGAUUCUAGUCCUGUUUCUGUUGUUUUAUCCGAUCUAGAUUCAACACAGGCAGAUGACCAAGCUUUAUGUAAUGCUGUGAGUGAAUUAAACGCCUCCGCUGAGCCUGAUAAUGGAAAAGUUUCAGAUAGUAACCCUCUAGGAAUAGUUUUGGAUGCCAUUAAUUCGGAACUCCAACCAUCUCAUAAGUCUGAUGAAGAUUCUGACCAAAAUAAGGAAACAACACAGGAGCAAGGCAGUAAGGAAAAGGACGGAUCAUCUGGUUCUCCAGAGGACGUAAUCAUUGAAGAGAAUAACGACAAAUCACAAGAAAAGGAAAACCAACCUGAUGUCACUAGCGAAACUAACAAAGAAAAUGAUGCAACACAGGCAAAAGAAAAGGAAAAGUUGAACGCACCUGAAGGUGAGGGUAACAAAAACGAUGAUGAGACAACAAAGGAUAAGGAAAAUGAUUCUGACCGUACAGAUAUUGAAAAUGAAGACAAAGAUGAUGAAAAAGAGAAAUCAAAGGAUAAGGAGACAUCUGAAGAUGAAAGUGAGGACAAGACAAAGAAGUCAAAAGAGAAGGAAAGUGAUGAUAAGAGCAACUGUGAUGGUGAGAAAAAUAAGAAAUCAAAGAAAAAGGACACCACUGAUGAUGAAAGUAGUUGCGAAGAUAACAAGAGAAAGAAAUCAAAGGAAAAGGAGAAGCAUUCCUCGUCAGAAGCAGAUGAAAACAGUAGGAAUGAUAAGAAGAAAUCCAAGGAAAAGCAGGCAACAGAUGAUGAAAGCGACAAUGAAGAUAAUAAGAAAAAAACAAAAGGAUCUAGCUCGUCAGAUGAAAGUAGCGAGACUGAGAAAACGAAGAAAUCAAAGAAACCGGAGACAACUGAUGAAAGUGAUGAUAACAAAAAGAGGAAAAAGAAAAAAAUGGCGAAGCGUUCAACCUCAUCAGACGAUGAAAGCAGUGAUGAUGAUAAGAAGAAAAAAAAUAAGAAGGAGAAACGUUCCAAUUCGUCGGAUGAUGAAAGUGGUAGUGAUGAUGGCAUGAAGAAAAAAUCUAAAAAACAGUCCACAGAUGACGAAAGCGAUGAGAGAAAGAGAAAAAAGAAGAAAAAGGCAAAGCGUUCUAGUUCCUCAGAUGAUGAAAGCAGCGAUGACGAUAAGAAAAAGAAACAAAAGAGCAGACAUUCUUCUGACAACGAAAGUGAGAGCGAUAGUAAGAAGAAAAAGAAGUCUGAAAAAAAGGGAAAAACUUCCACUUCAUCAGAUGAUGGAGAUAGUGACCGCACAAAAAAGAAAAAAUCUAAAGAUAAGGAAAAAGCGAAGUGGCGUAAAGAUAAGCUUCUUACUUCGAAAUUAUCUGAAACUGACUCCGAGGAGGAAUUGGAAAAACAUAAGAAAAGACGCGAAAAAAAGAAAUCGGAGGCACAUCAUAAUUGGGCAGAUGAGGAUCAUCAGAAAAGUAGUACAAAAGUUAAGAGGCGUUCAAAAAAGAUAACUAUUAUAUCUGAUUCGGACGAAAAAGACGAAGAAUAUCAAGCAAGCGGCAGCAGUAGCAGUAGUAGUAGCAGCGAGUCAGAAAAAGAAGAAGAGAAAGUCAAGGAGACUAAAAAACGUCGUAGAAUUAAAAGAGUUAAUGACAGUAGUGACGAUGAGGAUAAAUCCACCAGAAAGACCAUUAGGAAAGUGAUCGGCCACGAGUCUCUUGCUGAAUCAACGAAGAAAGCCGAAAAGGAAGAAAAAGAAAGGAAGGCUCGCAUACUGGAGCGCCAAAAGAAGUAUAACCAAAUUUUCGACGAACCUAAAGAUGCGACUUUAGAGAAGCUAGUGUUGGAUUUUGACGUGGAAAGUAAAAAAGAACUGUUGUCUGUGAACCCAACUAUUGUCAAAAAGCUAAAGCCCCAUCAAGGAAAGGGUGUUCAAUUCAUGUGGGACACAUGUUAUGAGUCAGUGGAGAGGGCCAAAUCUACUGCAGGUUCCGGUUGUAUUUUGGCUCAUUGUAUGGGUCUUGGAAAAACUUUACAGGUUAUUGCAUUGACACACACUCUUUUAACAAAUGAUGAAAUUACUAACGUUAAGAAUGUGUUGGUUGUGUGCCCUUUAAACACAGUUUUGAAUUGGGACUCUGAAUACAAGAGAUGGUUGCGUGAUGUGGAGGGACCUGAAAUAAACGUAUUUGAAAUGGUGUCCAGUAAAAACAACGCGCGAGAAUUUGUAGUCGAAGAUUGGUAUAAAGAGGGAGGCGUUUUAAUUAUUGGUUACGAUAUGUUUAGAAAUUUAACGAAUCCAACAAACAAACGCUUGAAAAAGAAAGCCAGAGAAAUUUUUCAAAGAGGCCUUGUCAAUCCGGGACCUGAUUUAGUUGUGUGUGAUGAGGGUCAUCUUCUAAAAAAUGAAAAAACAAAUUUAAGUAUCGCAAUGAAUAGAAUUCGUAGUGUAAGAAGAAUAGUACUUACUGGAACCCCUAUGCAAAAUAAUUUGAAGGAAUAUUAUUGCAUGGUUCAAUUCGUAAAACCAAAUUUAUUAGGAACUUAUAAAGAGUAUAUAAACAGAUUUGUCAACCCUAUCACUAAUGGACAGUACACAGAUUCAACGCCUCACGAUAUAAACAUUAUGCGAAAACGAUCUCACGUGCUGCAUACAAUGCUGGACGGCAUAGUACAGAGAAAAGACUAUUGCGUGUUGACGCCAUAUCUACCUCCGAAGCAUGAAUAUGUGUUAUUUUUAAAGCUUACUCCUGUACAAAUUAAAUUAUACCAACAUUAUAAGAGUAACUUUUCACAAAAGCCAUCGGAGGGAAAAAUAAAAUCUUCAUUUCUAUUCAAAGAUUUUCAACAAUUCCAAAGAAUUUGUACUCAUCCGCGAGUACUUUUAAUGAAAAGUAGGGAGGUGCAGGCAAAGGAUUUGCUAACUACAGACGAAGAUUCUGAAGGUUCUCUAAAAGAUUUCAUAGAUGACGGAUCUGAAAAGUCCAGUAGCAGUAGCUCUAGCGAAUCAGAUGGCGAAGUUUCUGACAAAUCGACGGAUUCUAAAAAAAAAAACACCAAAAAACCUCAGAAACGCAUGACUAGAACUUCAGCGGCUGCACAAACAAUUGAUGUGGAAAAAAGAAGUACAGCCCCUCAAGGAUGGUGGAGUCAGUAUUGCAGUGAUGAGGACUAUGAAAACAUUGGGCUAAGCACUAAACUUUACCUACUAUUUAAAAUUAUAGAGGAAUGCGAACUGAUAGGAGAUAAAUUAUUAGUAUUUUCACAGUCUUUAUUAUCGUUAAAUAUAAUCGAAUAUUUUUUGGCCAAAAUUGAUGAUGCUACGCAGCAAGAUAAGCAUGACACUGUGUGUGGUUUUUCUGGUUCGUGGAGCUUGGGUCAAGAUUACUUUAGGUUAGAUGGUUCAACGUCUUGUGAUAAUCGACAACAUUGUUGUAAACGAUUUAAUGAUAAGGACAAUUUGCGUGCUAGAUUAUUUUUAAUAUCAACUAAAGCCGGUGGUCUUGGCAUAAACUUAGUGGGGGCCAACAGGGUAGUUAUAUUCGACGUGUCUUGGAAUCCAUCACAUGAUACGCAAAGCAUCUAUCGGGUUUAUAGAUUCGGUCAAACAAAACCGUGCUACAUCUACAGAUUUGUCAUGUGGGGAACAAUGGAAACAAAGAUAUAUGAAAGACAGGUGACAAAGCAGGCAAUUUCGAAGAGAGUCAUUGAUGAGCAACAGAUUGAUAGGCACUAUAAUCAAACUGAUCUAGCCGAAUUAUAUACGUUUGAUCCCGAACCAAAUGAGGAUAUAAUACCUCUCGUUCCAAAGGAUGUCCUUUUGGGUGAGCUGUUACAAAAGGAGAGGGAUCGUAUUUUUAAAUAUCAUGAACAUCAAUCAUUACUUGAAAAUAAAGAGGACGAAGAAUUAAAUGAAGCCGAACGCAAAGCAGCUUGGGAAGAAUUUGAACAUGAAAAAACAACUCGAGUUACAGUCAAUGCAUCAACCUUAGGUUGGAUAAGGAAUCUUCCAAUAUCGAGUAUUCACGUAGCAUUAAGAAGUAUUGUCCAAAGAGAUAAUCCCAAUUGGAGUAGCGAUCAAAUUAUGUGUGUUGUGCCAUCGAUAGUACAGCAGCUAAGAACCCAAGUGGACGAAGGAAAGCUUUUGCUAUUUGAACGAGUUGUUGAAGAGAUAAGAACUAUGCAAGUAAAGCAACAAAAGAAUUUCCAAGAGUAUUUGAAGAGACAGCAACAGUUCCAGCAGCAACAGCAGCAGCAGCAAAUGCAUGUGUACCAACAACAUCUCCGUCAGCAAAUGUUCCCUCAAGUAAACACAUCAGAUGUUGUUGAACUGAUUGAUUAAUUUAUUGAUAGGAUAGUGUCUAAUUUUAAAAUAAAUUUUUUUACUGUAAAUAGUAUGUAGCCACAGUUAGCAGAUUUUAAUGUUAUAUUUUGUUACUGUUUCUUUUUAUAAAACUUUCCAGAGUUUUCUGAGUUUUUCGUACAUAAAUUUCAU
Photinus pyralis (common eastern firefly) is the source of this 5789-nucleotide messenger RNA. RefSeq names its product transcriptional regulator ATRX homolog. The record is from RefSeq and is a predicted model, not a curated record. Gene Ontology annotation, cellular component: nucleus. Bases 129 to 5636 code for a protein of 1835 amino acids. The transcript is spliced from 36 exons. Lineage: Eukaryota; Metazoa; Arthropoda; Insecta; Coleoptera; Lampyridae. Gene Ontology annotation, molecular function: ATP binding; ATP-dependent chromatin remodeler activity; ATP hydrolysis activity.